AUGGCACUUCCAUUAAUGUCUCUUCUAACACUGCUCUUUGCUUCUCUUCUUCUUCUUGCUCCCAGCUCCAUCUCCUCCUCGCCACUUCAAGAUCCUGAAUUAGUGGUUGAAGAAGUGCACAAGAGCAUCAAUACAUCGAGGAGGGAAUUGGGUUUUCUUUCAUGUGGGACGGGCAAUCCGAUCGACGACUGUUGGCGGUGCGACCCGAAUUGGGAGAGCAACCGGAAACGGUUGGCGGAUUGUGCAAUCGGGUUUGGUAAGCGAGCGAUUGGAGGCCGUGACGGGAAGAUUUAUGUGGUGACGGAUCCGAGUGACAAUGAUCCGGUGAACCCAAGACCAGGUACGCUCAGAUACGGUGUCAUACAAGAUGAGCCACUGUGGAUCACUUUCGCAAAUGACAUGGUGAUCAAGUUAAAAGAGGAGUUGAUCAUGAAUUCGUUCAAGACAAUCGACGGUCGAGGAGCGAACGUACACAUAGCUGGUGGGCCCUGUAUUACGAUUCAGUAUGUGACUAAUAUUAUAAUACAUGGGAUUAAUAUCCAUGAUUGUAAGAGAGGAGGGAAUGCUUAUGUGAGGGACUCUCCAAGUCAUUAUGGGUGGAGGACUGUAUCGGACGGUGAUGGUGUGUCCAUCUUUGGUGGAAGUUAUGUUUGGAUUGAUCAUUGCUCUUUGUCAAACUGUGACGACGGUCUGAUUGAUGCAAUCCAUGGAUCAACGGCUAUAACCAUCUCUAACAAUUACAUGACACAUCAUAAUAAGGUAAUGUUGUUGGGUCAUAGUGAUAGUUAUAAGCAAGAUAAGGGUAUGCAAGUCACAAUUGCUUUUAAUCAUUUUGGAGAAGGACUUGUUCAAAGAAUGCCCAGAUGCAGACAUGGGUACUUUCAUGUGGUGAACAAUGACUACACACAAUGGCAAAUGUAUGCUAUUGGUGGUAGUGCUGCUCCUACAAUCAAUAGCCAAGGCAAUAGAUUUUAUGCUCCCAAUGACAUAGUAAGCAAGGAGGUGACAAAACAUGAGGAUGCACCCAUGAGUGCAUGGAGUAAAUGGAAUUGGAGGUCUUCAGGGGACUUGUUUUUGAAUGGUGCAUUCUUCACGCCAUCAGGUGCAGGAGCUUCGACUAGUUACGCCAAGGCAUCGAGCCUUAGUGCGAGACCGUCUUCGCUUGUGGGUUCAAUCACAGCUGGUGCUGGUUCGCUGCUUUGCAGGAAGGGCAAGAGUUGCUGAUUAAGAGACCAAAAUGUUGGUUAAAAAUAAUAAAUUCCAAGUGUAAUUACAAGGGAAUUAGGAUUUAAUUCACCUUCAUGUACACUAUAUCUGUCUUCCCCCCCCCCCCCCUCUUUUCUCCUUGACUUUGCAAAUGUAAUAUUGUAAUUGAUAUUUACAACGGUAGAGAGCCUGUUUCUGGUAAACCCAUCUUUACAUGCUUAAAAGAAAUCUUAUUGAUGGGUUGAAAAGAAACAAGAGCAGUUUGAAAAUUAAGUUGGAUGUUCAAUACUUCAAUCUGAUGAGGCUUCAUUUC
Molecule: messenger RNA, 1519 nt
Organism: Tripterygium wilfordii
Lineage: Eukaryota; Viridiplantae; Streptophyta; Magnoliopsida; Celastrales; Celastraceae
Product: probable pectate lyase 5
Exons: 4
Coding region: 1-1224 (407 amino acids)
Molecular function (GO): pectate lyase activity
Source: RefSeq, a predicted model, not a curated record